Messenger RNA from Histoplasma capsulatum G186AR, 567 nucleotides. RefSeq lists its product as uncharacterized. NCBI's taxonomy places the organism in Eukaryota, Fungi, Ascomycota, Eurotiomycetes, Onygenales, Ajellomycetaceae. Bases 1 to 567 code for a protein of 188 amino acids. The record is from RefSeq and is a predicted model, not a curated record. The transcript has 2 exons.
AUGGCUGGGUCCAAAGUGUGCUACACAAUAACAUUCUGUCAUGAGGAGACCCGCCGGCUUCUGCCAGUAAAUGUAAACAGUCUGUUGAACCCUGGUCGACAAGUGCGGCUGUCUGUCGCGACCGGUAUACAUGUACCAUUUACCUUGGAGAAUGACGCGCUGCUGAAAGAACUCAAGAAGGGAGGCGAGCCAUGGGGUGAGAUCGCAAAGCACUUCCCAGGCAGAUCCAAGGCGACUGUGCAGGUGCUGUACUCCACCAAGCUGAAGCAUCGCACCCCGCCGCCAACUCGCAAGUCGAAGUUGAAAUCGAGGCCGAGAAAACAUGGAUGCCGUUGGGCAAGAAUAUUCCAGCCGCUGCUACAAGGAGACUGCCGCAGCUAUGCACGUACCCUCUUCUUACAGAAAUCUCCCUUUACCAUGGAUGAAGUGGCCACUUCGGUGUCCCACGCCAGUGUCUCUCCACGGAUGCCUAUCAUUCCUGCCCAGAGGUCUAUUAUUAUUUCAUACUUUGCUGUGGCUGUCUGUGAGAUAAAAAUCAGACGCGGAAGACAAAAUGAUGUUUUCUGA